Doryrhamphus excisus (bluestripe pipefish) is the source of this 14482-nucleotide messenger RNA. NCBI's taxonomy places the organism in Eukaryota, Metazoa, Chordata, Actinopteri, Syngnathiformes, Syngnathidae. The record is from RefSeq and is a predicted model, not a curated record.
UAUUAAGAGAAAAAAGUUGUUAUCUCAGAUGAAAAAGUAGUCAUUUUAAGAGAAUAGUGUGGUCAUAAGGAAAAAUAACAUUUACAUAACUUUAGUAGCAUCAAGUUGAAAAAUGAAAGAAAAAUAUUUAUUUUUCAGUUGCAAUAUUAUUAGAAACAAACAAAACAAAAUAUAUAUAUAAAAUAAAUAUAUUUAGGAAAAAAAGAGGCAAAAAUUGGGGGGAAAGAGCAAAGCGCAAUAUUACUAAUAUAUGUUUUCAUUUAUAUCACAAAUCUGAGAUGCACUUUUUUUCCUUCUAAACAUAGCAUUAGUAUGUGGCCCUCAGUGGAAAAAGUUUGGUAAACUCCUGUUUUAGCAUGAUAAAAAAUUGUGACAGUUACUUUUAUUUUUUGUUUGUAUGCACAAGCUGGAAAGGUUUGGACAACCCUGACCACCACAAGCUCAAUACCACACAUAAACCUCAGCUGCAUUGAAUAUUGCUCAGUGUGUAUGCAUAUAAAAUGUUGUGAGUGAAAAUAGAGUAUAAUGUCUAUAUCCACAGCCUCCUUCAGUUUUUCAGUUCAGAGUUCAGUUCAAAUGUGCAAAAUAGGUGUCCCAAGUGUAUUUUGCAACAAAAUAACUUAAUGUCGACAUCAUGACAAAAUAUCCUGUAAUGAAUAGCAUGAAAGCAACACGAGUAAAUGUGUUUGUCUUUUACUGUUAUUUGCAUAAUGUUUUUUAUGUCUUUAUGCAUUUAAAGAGCAACAUGUGCAUUUUUGCUUUUUAGUGCCCCCUAAAGGUGAACUACAUCAACUGACUCCAAACUGGGUAAUGUGGUGAGCAGCUGUUUUUACGUUCAUUUUUUUGGUGAAUUUAAUAUUUUAAUUAUUAAUAUUAUUAAUAUUUUAUGUUCAUUGAGUUCUAUGCCAUAGGUCUAAAUGAACACUUGCCGAUCCAUGGAAAACUUUUAAGGAGCAGUGAUUAAAAAAAGACAAGUUAAAGAAUACUUUUGUACAUCACUAAUCAAUUCAUACCAAAUUAAAACUGUUACACACUGUUAAAAGGCCCAUAGUUUUAGCAUGUUUGUGUCGAUUUGUUUCAUGAUUUGCCGAGAAGCGUAUUUUCCCGGCGGUUGUCGAACGCACCACCCGUGGCUCAAAGAGACAAAGUGAACGUUUCUUCUAUAAAUCGACAUUUAUAUUUUUCCCAUUCUUUUUCUGUUCUUCUUUCACAUCAUCCUUUCCCUAAAUUUUGGAGCUGGGUGUGAAUGCACAAAGGACAAUACUUCAGGUAGUACUUUGAAUUUCUGUAAUCAGAAAUGUGACUUCCGGGCUCACUAAAGUGUAGUUCAUGUUAAAGCCAUACAACACCUGGCAGAAUCCAAUACAAAGCAACAAUGAAAAAAGCAGAGGAACAAAUGUCCCUGAAAAUGGGGGCAGAUGAAGAAGCUGCUCUUCCGAGCUCAAUCAUCCCUCCAAAACGUUCCAAAGUAAGCCCGGAGCGAGGACCUGCUCAUCCAAGCCCAACUCCGCCGAUAUUUACACGCAAAAUGCGGAACGCCGCCGUUGGGACAGGUUGUGACAUCCGGCUCAAGGUGACUGUGUCUGGAGACCCCCAGCCUUCCCUCUACUGGUACCACAAUGACGACCUACUCAACAUGGAGAACCAGGAAUACGGAGGCCUCUGGAUUAGGGAUUGCAAACCCAGUGAUGCUGGCCUGUACACCUGCAUUGCCAAUAAUCACCUGGGAGAGGCCCGGAGCAGUGCAGUACUGGCUGUCUUGGACCUUGGUGAAGAAUCCGACACAACAGAGGAUGAAGGAGAAGAGCAAUUUGAGACCAAAGACGAUAGUGUGGAUGGUGAGGACCAUGCUGUGCACACAGUAAUGGAGUAUGCAGAUGAUGAAACCAGAACACAAGAAGAUUUAACCAAAACAAGGAGACAGUCAAAUGAUUCUCCACCACAAGUUCUCCCACCCCCAUCCCCAAGACUCGCCAAACGCACCUCCACCUCUCCAAUGCCAAGUCGCUCUGGUUCUACUACACCCCUCAGCUUGCGUAAGAAAGCUGUUGUGCCAACAGACUAUCAAGACACAGUGCCCGCAGAGUUUGAAGAAAAGGUUAAAAUUCCAAAACCUAUGUCCCAAAGUAACACCCAGUAUUCUCGACCACAAACUCCGCUGAGUGAGUACUCCCGGAAAGAGUUGACACCCAGACCAUCCCCAAAGCUUACUAGGGCAAGCUCAAAGGUUUUUGAGAAGGUUCGUGACUUAGAAGAGAGACGACGAAGCCUAGACUUUCCGGAAGGUUCCGUAUCAGGGAGAUCCUGGGCAGGGUUCAAUCGAGCAGGUUCAGUUGACUCAGAUGAUGGAGGUAGCCGGUUGGGUAUUUCUAGAGAAAGUUCCAGGGAAGAUCUGAGAGAAGCUCUCAAAGAAGAUGCAGCUGAACGUAGAUCUAUGUUUAAACAGAGAGCUGCUUCGCUUGAGGAGAAACCUCGCUAUUCUCAAAAGGUUCAGGACAUUGAGAACAAGUUCACAGAGGAGCUACAGCGUAUCAAAAAACUUGUUGGUAAACCUCAUUUGAAGAAAUCAUUUUCAACCGAACAGCUCACUUUGAAGGCCAGACAGCGCCAGCCUUUCCGGAAAAUAGAGCCCAUUCCCCCACAAGUCCUUCAAAGACUUCAAGAAAGGGAACGAUCUCAGUGGGCAAAAGAGCAAAAACAAAAUGGACUAAAUCAGCAGUCAGUGCAGCAAACCCAGGAACAGCGGCAUUCCCAAAUCCAAAAGAGUGCAAGUAGUGGUGUAGCACAUGUUCUUCCAGAGUCCAUGCAGCUAUCUGACCUACCGGGACAACAAUCCAUUAGAGAACUUAGCAGAGUCAGUCCAGUUACUGAAAUCAUUCAGAGAUCAUCAUCGCCAGCAUUAUUCAAUCAACAGAUGGAGGACUCACCAAGUAAAACUAAUCCUGAAACGAUCAUACGGAAACUUGAGAAAAGGCCCCCAAGUCCACUUGUACAGAGGGUUUCCAGAAUACAAGAAUCCCCACAUGUCCCUGAAUCUCCUAUGCAAACACAACAAAAUGAGGCUUUAGGUAGAAAGACCACAAUAGAUGUUACACUGAGAAAAAUUGAAAACAGACCAGAAAGUCCACUAGUACAAAAAAGGAUUGUCCCCAGACCUGAAAGUCCACUAGUACAAAAAAGGGUUCACACUGUACAAGAACCUUGUUCUCAAGCACCCCCCAAGCCCCCAAGGAUGACACCAGCAAAUCCAACAGGGGUGGAGCUUCCAAAACAACCGUCCAAUAUAAACAUCCCCACAAUUGUUGUUGAAGAUGAAAAAGUAAAGGAAGAUGUUCCUGUGGUGACACAUCAACAUCAACAGUACAAAGAGGGACAACAACGGAAGAUCAAAGUAAAGCACCGUCGCCCACGACCUAUGUCUCCUGAAUUGGAUUCUUCAGAUGAUUCCUAUGUAUCUGCGGAAGAGGACCCAAUGGAAGCACCUGUGUUUGAGUUUCCUCUUCAAGAUACAGUAGCAACGUCUGGCUCAAAUGUACUGCUAAAAUGUAUCAUUGCAGGCUCUCCUUUUCCGGAAGUUACAUGGACAAAAGACAAUGUUGAGAUUAGCGGCUUUUCCAAUUAUGCAGUCAAAGUGGAAGGUGAACGACAUAGUCUACUCAUAAAAUCAGCAAAAAUAGAUGAUGGUGGAAAAUACAGUGUUACUGCCGUGAACCAAGAGGGUAAAGUGACCAGCAGUGCUACCCUCACAAUUAAAGCAGAACCCAUUCAGAAAUCAAAGGGGGUACUGGGUGUUCCCAUGGACAUCAGCAGCCCCAUCACAUCCGAUGAGGAGUACCUCAGUCCUCUGGAGGAAGCCAUAGAUUUUAGUUCAGAGCCAAGGAGGAUACUUGACACAACAUUUAAGAAAGCCCCUGCAUUUAUGGUGACAAUGACGGAUCAAGUUGUUGUUGAAGGACAGGAGGUUACCAUGUCUGUACGAAUAAGUGGACAACCAAAACCCUUACUUUAUUGGCUGAGAGACAGAGUUACGGUAAAAACUGGUCCACGCCACAUUGUCCGCGAGACAGACAACGACACUUUUGAAAUGACCAUCAAGUCUGCAGUGAGGUCGGACACAGGGAUUUACACCUGUAAGAUCAUUAAUGAGUAUGGGACAAAGCAAUGUGAAGGCAAGCUGGACGUAAAGGCUCCACCGGUUGAGCCAGGCUUGGCCAUCAUCCGUCCUGUCAAAAACAUCAAAGCAAAUGCAGGAGAUACGGUACUGUUUGAGUGUCACAUCGUGGGUCCCAAAGACACUGAUGUGGAUUGGCUGGCAGAUGGAAAGCUAAUCCAGCCUGCGUUGCUUAACUGUAAGAUGCAUUUUGAUGGAAGAAAAUGUCGCCUGCUGCUUAAUUCAGUACAUGAGGAUGAUAGUGGCAAUUACACGUGCAAGCUCAGUACAGCUAAAGAGGAAGUGACCUCUAGUGGGAAACUCAAAGUGAUUCCUUCAGCCGAACCUCUCUUUACACGCAAACUUGAUGUUCUGGAAGUCAUUGAGGGGCGCAACGCUCGAUUUGACUGCAAAGUUAGUGGGACCCCACGCCCAAAGGUUGUCUGGACUCAUUUUGCAGAUCAUCCCCUCACAGAGAGUGAGGACAUUCGUAUCCUUCAGGAGAAUGGUCGUCACUCCCUCAUCAUUUCUCAUGUGACCAAUGAUGAUGAAGGCUUCUAUACUGUAACAGCCACUAACAGUCACGGUGAAGCAGAAUGUUCUGCUGAACUUUACAUACAAGAGCCACGACCGGCCAUCUCUUCACAAAUGGCUAAAUUAGAGAAGAUGCCAUCCAUACCAGAGGAACCUGAGGUCCCUGAGAAUGAGGUUGAGCGGUUUACAAUGCCUGACUUCAUUAAACCCCUUUAUGAUCUGGAUGUCAUUGAGGGAAAGGAGGCUGUGCUCAAAUGUAAAGUGGCGGGAUUACCAUAUCCGACCAUUGCGUGGUUCCACAAUGGCAGAAGAAUUGAAAGCACAGAGGACAGGAAGAUGACACAAUUUCGGGAUGUCCACAGCCUGGUCUUACGGUCGGUGUGUCAUGCACAUGGUGGCGUGUACAAGAGUGUCAUAUCUAACAAAAUAGGCAAGGCCACCUGCUAUGCUCAUCUGUAUGUCACAGAUAUCCUUCCUGACCCUCCUGAUGGGACUCCAGUGAUUGAAACAAUAACUGGCAAAGUUGUCACCCUCAGCUGGAAGAAGCCAAGGAGACUGGACCCCUCCAUUGAGCCCAAAUCCUUGAUGUAUGCCAUCCAGCAACAAGCCCUUGGUUCCAUCCAAUGGACCAUAAUUGCAUCAGGCCUGAAGGAGACCACCUAUACCAUCAGCACUUUGUCCAAAGGUGUGCGCUAUUCUUUCAGGGUCUUGACCAUCACCUCCAAGGCCUUUAGCAAGCCCUCACCAGCUACAGAUCCAGUUAUACUGUUGGACAGAGGCCCUUAUCUUCAAGAGGCUCCAGUCAUUGUUGAUAAACCGGAAGUGGUGUUUGUGAUGGAAAAUCAGUCAGUAACCAUCGCCAUCACCAUAAAUCACGUCAACGCUGCCGCCAUCUGGAAAAGGAAGGGAGCGGUUUUAGACAACAAAACUGGUGUACACGAGAUGGCAAUGCCAGAUGAUGACCAGCACACACUCAAAUUGAUGAAAAUAAGGAGUUCUGACAUUGGGGAGAUGAUGUUUGUGGCCUCCAACAAGUAUGGGAGUGAUAGUUGCACCUUUACUGUGGAAAUGGCAGCUCCUCCAACAUUUGAAACUAUAAUGGAGGACAUUGAUGUGUGUUGCGGAGAGACCCCUCGCUUUGUUGUUGUUGUGGAAGGCAGACCAAUUCCUGACAUUCUCUGGUUCAAGAACGAUGUUCUCCUGUCCGAGGGCAGUCAUUACACUUUUGUGUACGAUGAUAAUGAAUGUUCCCUGGUGGUUCUUAAUGCUUGUCAAGAAGACUCUGGUGUGUACACCUGCACUGCAAGGAACUUGGCAGGCUCUGUGUCCUGCAAAGCCGAACUCACGGUUCAUGAAGCUUUGAGCAAGGAGGAGCCGAUGGAAGAUGAGGGCACUAUUCUGAGGAAACUGCGACGACUAACUGACCAGUAUGAUACUCACAAGGAAAUUGGAAGAGGUGCAUUUUCCUACAUAAAACGUGUGACCCGGAAGGUUGACAAAAUGGAGUACGCUGCCAAGUUUAUUUCCACACGGGCCAAGAAGAAAACCUCUGCUCUACGAGAGAUGAGCCUCCUCUCCAAGAUGGAUGAUGAGCGAGUUAUCUUCUUUUAUGAUGCCUUUGAAAAGAAGAACGCAGUCAUCAUCAUCACUGAAAUAUGCCACGAGGAGAUGCUUGAGAGAUUUACACGUAAAUCUACGCUAUUGGAGUCUGACGUACAUUUUUGUAUUAGACAGUUGCUUGAGGGUGUGGACUACCUUCAUCAUGUCAACAUCAUGCACCUUGAUAUUAAGCCUGAUAACAUCCUUAUGGCAGACGCACACAGCGAUCAAAUCCGAAUCUGUGACUUUGGCAAUGCAUUGGAGAUCACUCCAGAUGAGGCUCAGUACUGCAAAUAUGGCACACCAGAAUUUGUUGCUCCGGAAAUUGUCAAUCAGACUCCUGUGUCAAAAGCAACUGACAUAUGGCCAAUUGGAGUUAUUGCAUACCUGUGUCUGACAGGGGUUUCUCCAUUUGCUGGUGAAAAUGACCGCAGUUCUGUGAUGAACAUCAGAAACUAUAAUGUGGCUUUUGAGGAGAACAUGUUUGCUAAUCUUUCAAGAGAGGCCAAAGGUUUCAUCAUUAAACUGCUGGUUGCAGACAGACUGAGACCAGACAGUCAAGAAUGUCUCCGACAUCCCUGGUUCAAGAUUCUUAGUAAGGGAUCAGCUAUAAAUACAGAAGCAAUGAAGAAGUUUAUAUCCCGCAGAAAAUGGCAGCGUUCAAUAAUCAGCUACAAAUCUAAAAUGGUCAUGAGGUCCAUUCCUGACCUACUGAAUGAUUCCUCAAGUCUCAUCUCCAUUGCCGUUCCCAGGCACCUUAAAGAAGCCUCACCUUUACCUUCAUCGUCCUCAGAUUCGGAUGAAGACAUUGAUGAACUUCCUUUUAUCCCAAUGCCACUUAACAUGGAAUUUUCUGGAUCAAGGAUGUCACUGAAUGACAUCCAGACCAAUGAGAAUGACUCAGGGAAGCAGAAUGGAACCAAACGGUCAGUGUCUACCACUGAAGAGACAAUGGAACAUUACAAAAUAGAAACGGACAAGGAUAGGCCCGAGUUGACAGGUAAAAGGUGCCAGCAAGAGGGAACAUUAAAUGAUAAUAAAACUGACUCCUCAUAUGAAGAAUCACCUGCUGAACUGCCUACAACAGCUCUUAAAAGAAAGCCUCUAAAAAGAGGUUCAAGUAUGGAGUCAGACAAACCUGAGGGUGGACGAAGAAAAGGAGAGCUAAGGCGGGGAAGUUCAGCUGACAGUGCUUUGCUACUGAGGAUUACACCAGAGGAAGGAGGUACUGAAGGAAACCAAGAGGGGGGAAGAAAAGUUCUCAAGAAAGCUGUCUCCAUGGAACUACCAAAGCGAAGCACCAGUCCAGGAACUGCCAAGAUGAGUCAAGAAGAUUAUGCCCUUAAACUGGAGCUUAUGAGGCAACGGUUGCUUCGUGGUGGUUCUGUGGACAAGAAGAUGAGUGGACUCCGAGGUCCUCUUUUAGAAACAUUAGGAAUGGGUGAUGAAAAACUUGGAGUUACCUCAGAUCGCUAUUCCCGCACCACCCGACUAAGCCCUGCUUCACUGACUAGAGCAGCAUCCAGUGAUUUGCAAAGAGAUGAAAUUUCAAAGCCGAAGGUUCUGAGCAAAAGUUCUUCCUUCAGUCAAGGUGAUUCAGAACCGAUACCUUUACACAGAAGGUCCGGGGCUCCGCUUGAGAUUCCUGUGGCACUGGUUGAAGAGCGAAAACUCAAACAAGCGAUAUCAAUGUCAGCUCUCACUGAGCAAUCAAAGUUUGACUCCCGUCCAGUUACCCCACGAGAGCCUUCACCAAAACCGCCAACGCCAGAGUAUGUUGUGCAGGACAGUCCUAUUCAAACGGGAAGCAAGGACUCAUUAAUGGAGAAAGAGACAAAGCCUGAUGAAACUACAAGUGAAAAGAUGGAUGGGGUGACUGCAGAUAUAGGUAAUUUUGAUGAGAGGUCAAGCACAAGUGGCUUCUCUGAGAAGGACAUGAGCAUAUCUGAGGAUUUAAUGAAUGAAUCAGAGUUUGUCUGCAACAUAGAUCUUUCACAAAACACUGACCUCAAGGAGAAAAUGGAAGAAAUAGAGGCAAAAGAACAAGAACAAAAAGAACAGAUCGUGAAAGAAUGUGAAGAAGGAAUUUGCAGUGCAGCUUGGCCAAGUGUUCAUGAGAAAAAGACACAAGAGAAUGAAAUAAUUUCCUUGAAUUCAUCUACCACAAGACCAACACAAGAAUCCUCUACCACCACAACUAAUGUUUCACCUUAUUCAACAGUGUCAUCUACUGUGCCUGUUGUUCUUCCAGAUGGACGGACUUCUGCAUAUGCUAGUAUUAUGCAGACAAUCAUGGUCCCUUCUCUCCAGCCACUCAGUGACAUGCCACUCAGUCCAUCCACACCUGUCGUUGUUCCUGAAACCAUGUUGUCUCCCUUAUCUCCUGCUGUACCUGGUCCACCCAAACCACACAUUCUGUCAACAAAUGAGCAUCCAGCUGUAUACUCCCGAGUGGCUUCACCGGAAACAAUAACAAAAGAUCCUAGCCCACCAAAGACUGCAACAAGUCAGCCAUCUGCCGGAAUGGACCUUGAGGACAUUACCUCUGAGGAGGUAUUUGAGUCCCGCUUCAAAAAACGUGAGUCUUCCCUGACGAGAAGUUUAAAAUUUUUGUCUCGAUCAAAGAAUGAUGACAAAUCCCAAGUUAUACCAACAGACUCGAGAGAGUCAGGCGAGGUUGUAUAUAGACCCAGUCCAAUGGGUGCACCACUGGAAUUGACACCAAGGAAACUUGAGGAGAAGUCCAAAUCAGUUCAGGACCUUCGUGAAGCUCAGAAGGACCAAGGUUUUAUGAGAAGGCUUUCUCUGCGGCUGAAGAGAACACCCUCAACCGAGCGCAAAGAGGAAGUGACCAAAGAAGAAGAUACAGUGCCCUCAAGACGUAGGCUAUCUUGGACUCUUGGACGAAAGCAAGACAUACAAGACAAGAAGGAAGUGGAGAUGGUGCGCAUGGAUGGUGGGAGUAAUUCCUCUCUUCAAAAAGAGGAAAAUGAACCGAAAAAGCCGAAUGAAUCUCCAGUCUUAACAAUGCGCAGGAAGAUUGAGUCAACAGUGGCUGGCAUCUCAACCAGAAUUCGCAGCUUCUCCGAGGAACGGAAAGCAUCAGAAGAGAAGGAACCAAAGAAGACACCAAUUCUGUCCAUGCUUCGUCGGGCAACAUCAGAGAGCCGUGGAAUGAAAGCCACUAAUGUUCCUCGGAACCAGCUGGCAUCUCAGGCCAGUAAUGGGGCCUCAUCUGAGUCAUUGGAUUCAAUGUCCAGUUUAAAGUCAGACACAUCAAAGGGCAUUGAAGGGGAGGGAAGAUCGCGCUGGGAUCGAUGGGGUCUAACCAGGGGUAGACGAUCCAAGACUGUUUCACAACCUGAUAUUCCAACAGCUAUCUCUCGAGAAGCAAGUUCUCUAGCAUCACGUCAGUACUCUAGAUUGGCUUCUGAUUUCCCUCCAGUUUUCCACAUUAAGCUAAGAGAUCACGUCCUGCUAGAGGGGGAUCCAGUUACACUCAGUUGUUUGCCUGCAGGCAGUCCACACCCACAAAUCAACUGGAUGAAAGAUAAGAAACCUGUGGUGAUAGAUGCAAGGAUGAACAUGAUAGCCUGCCCCGAUGGCCGACAGCUUCUGAUGAUCAUGCAGACCACCAAAAAGGAUGCAGGGGUCUACGAAUGUGUUGCAACAAACCCCAUAGCUUCUGUUUCCAGCUCAUGCACAAUCUCUCUUGCACGUCUGCCAAAUCGACCUGGAACACCUGAGAUUCCUCAAAAGUACAACAACACAGUCUUGGUGCUGUGGAGACCCUCUGACACCAUGGCACCUUGCACGUAUUCUCUGGAGAGGAAAGCAGAGGGAGAGUCAAACUUCUUGAUUGUGGCUACAGGAGUGGCAGACUGUUAUUACAAUGUGGCUGACUUACCAGCAGGGGGCAUCUUCAGAUUUAGGGUGGCUUGUGUCAAUAAAGCUGGUCAAGGCCCAUAUAGCAACCUCUCUGAAGUAGUACGCCUGGAUGCCUCAGAACCAGCUGAGUCCAGUGCAACAGUGGUUGUAAAGACCACAGCUGCAUCAGCUCCUCAACCCCCCGUGGUGAUGAUGUCAUCCAUGAAAAUUCCACCAAUGAAACCAGUUCCAAAUAAAGCCAUGACACAGACAUUUGCCCAACCUGUCCCUUCCUCCACUGCAGGUCCUUCACCAUCUGAAAAACCUGCUUCUUCCAAAACCAUGCACCCAACUACACAGGUUGAGUUGAACGCACCAGCUCCAACACCCUCUAUUAUUGCAGCCCCUUCGGAACAAGCUCCUGCUCAGACCAACACUGUUGUUCAAACAACAGCAGGGAAAACAAAGUCUACCCUUAGCAUCAGUGUGGGCAAACCCCAAACCAAGGUGACCCCUCCACCUGUUGUUCCACCGAAACCUCAGACUCCUGCUAAGGCAUCUGUGACUAUUAGCAAUAAAGCUCCCUCACCUACACCUCCAAUCAUAGGGAAGCCCAUUUCCUCUGUACCAAUGUAUACACCAGCUGCAAGCGCUCAUGCCACACCAUCUUGUCAAUCCACUCCAACAAUCACCACCCCCUCCGCCAUCUCUCCACCUGUGGUAGUGGUACAGAGCUUAACACCUGUGCUGCAAGGAGGGGACAGUCGUGGUACCCCAUCUGGACGAGUCACCCCAGCAGGACGGGCCACACCCUCUGGACGCAGGACGCCACUUGGCAAGGCUGGAGAGGGAUAUCUGCGUCAGGGAGUUCCACAGAAACCCUACACAUUCAUGGAUGAGAAAGCAAGGGGCCGCUUUGGUGUGAUCCGGGAGUGUCGUGAAAACGCCACAGGAAACCUUUUCAUGGCCAAGAUUGUACCUUAUGAAGCUGAAAACAAGCAGGUGGUGCUGCAAGAAUAUGACAUCCUCAAGUCACUUCAUCAUGACAAGAUCAUGGCACUGCACGAGGCUUACGUCACACCACGCUACCUGGUGCUUAUCUCUGAAUACUGCAGUGGGAAGGAGAUUCUGCAGAGCCUCGUAGACAGGUUCCGUUAUUCAGAGGAUGAUGUGGUCAGCUAUAUUGUGCAGGUCCUCCAGGGUUUGGACUACCUUCAUACAAGAAGAAUUCUCCACCUGGACAUCAAGCCUGAGAACAUUAUUGUCACGCAUAUGAAUGUCAUCAAGAUUAUUGACUUUGGCAGCGCUCAGAACUUUAAUCCACUUUUCCUCAAGCAGUUCAGCCCACCGGUUGGAACACUGGAGUACAUGUCUCCCGAGAUGUUGAAAGGGGAUGUGGUGGGACCUCCAGCUGACAUCUGGAGCGUGGGUGUGAUAACAUUCAUGAUGCUGAGUGGAAGGUCACCUUUCUUGGAAAAUGAUCCCCAGCAGACUGAGAUGAAGAUACAAGCUGCAAAGUUUGACCUCUCAAAACUCUACCAAAAUGUGUCCCAAAGUGCCUCACUGUUUCUCAAAAAGAUCCUCUGUAGCUACCCUUGGGCCCGUCCCUCUAUUAAGGACUGCUUUAAUAAUUCUUGGCUUCAAGAUGCCUACCUGAUGCGUCUUCGCAGGCAGACCCUGACUUUUACAACAAUGCGUCUCAAGGAAUUCUUGGCCGACCAGCAGCACAGGCGAGAGGAAAUGGCAACUAAACACAAAGUUUUGCUUCGAUCUUACCAGAGCUCUCCACAAACCCCCACCAGUCCCAUCACACCGAUUGUGCCAACUUUCCCUGUUCCCCAUUAAAAUAGGAGUUGACAAAAUGUGAGCAUCAAAAAUGUUAAACUCUAAGCUGCUAGGUGAAGUAAAGCCUUCAGGUCAAAGUUGUUGAACUUGGUUGACAAAAGGACAAAAAACACCAAGCUACAAAUUGCCUGAAUGCAUUUUUUAAAGGUAAACUAACUUUGUAUCCUGCUGGAUGUUACCUCAAUGUUUGUAACUUUGGAUGCAUUUUGGAUAGAUAUUAUUACAACUGGCAACAUGUUCACAUGCACACUCACAAACAACACACGUAAGGUCUACACUGACUUCUUAAACAUUGCUUUGUUUAAAAAUCGGGGGUAAAACAUUUCAAGUGAGAAAGCUCCUUCCCUUUAUAAACAACCUUGUGUGUAUGCUAACAGUUUUUUUGGAGACAUUUUGAGUUUUCAAAUAGUAUUCUUAGGUCAUCAAAUACUUUUGUGGUUGUGCUACAAGGCCUCGAAGAGAGGACUCUUAACAAGAAGGCCAGUAAUUGGUUUUUCAAUCUCAGGAGAUUGAUUGAUUUCUACAUGGUGUAAUUUGUUCAAAAUAAUAUUCCACUCAACAGCAGAAGUAGAUAAACACCUUGGUGACCUCCAUCUCAUAUCUUUAGUUCUUCUCAUGGUGACAUGUAGUGAUUUAGUGAAUCCAUCAGUUUAUUCUCGGCCUCUUUGCAUGACGUUCAAGAUAUGCUUUCUUAUUCUAAUUAAAUAAAUAAGUACAGGAAGACACGUGACACACAUGGUAUAUUGGAGUACAUAGUUGCCCUCCGUUGUCCUCACACAAAUGGCAAUUUAAUUUCCCUGGGGGCACUGGCCUAGGAAUGAAUACAAUUCUAUAGGAUCUCAUUUGUAAUGCAGUGGUUUUCAACUGGUUUGGCCAUGGAGCCCAACAACAGCUCUUUUUGGCAAGCGAGACGCAUAUUUUUCAACUAAAUUCAAUACUGUGCUGUAUGCCAGCAUAGAGAACAUUUCAGGAACAAUCCAAUAACUCAAAAUUAUGUGAAAAAAGGUUUCUGUAGAGGUUUUUUUCUCUUGCUCCUAAUCUAGUUCUCUACUUGCUAGCUCAGCUGACAGAUAACAGGUUCUCAACAAUGAUUUCAGUUGAGUUCUAUUUCAGAGCUUUUACUUUGAAGGAUUGUCAAACUGAGAUACAGAAAAAAAGCAUGUUAAUUAUAACUUACAAAUGAUACCAAGUACUUGUGUGUGACACGCAACAGAUGUCUUUUAAACAUGCGCUGGCUCGAUGCUUCUUUACAUUCAAAAUCCCCAUGUUAGCAUUAGCAAUUUCACAUCAUCGGGAUUUUGAACACCUACAAAUACUAAAUAGCUACAUUCCACUUACACAGCUUAUACAGUGUUCCCGCGUUACCUCGCAGUUCACCUUUUUUUUUUUUUUUUACAGCAUAUGAACGUGGAUUGUGUUCUGCGUCCUGAUCGGCUAAGUGAGAACCCAUACAUUGUGUUCUGUGUUCUGAUUGGUUAAGGGACUGUACACAUGUCAAUCAAAACAUCGAAACAUUCUGCCUCUGUCAAAGGCACCUGCGGUGGCACCCAAAAAGUAAAGGUGGACGGUAACGUUGCAGCUGGAGAUGCCAUUACGGUAGCAGGAAGGAAAAUGACCAUGUACUUUAACAAGGACACAAAAACACUACAAUACAGUGGACCGGCGCCAGAAGAGGCAUGGUCAGAGGAGUGAAAUACACAAUAGUGAAUUAAUAAUUUCUUAUGUCCAACCAUGUAGGUUCAUCAAGUGCUCAAACCAAAAUCGUUAUGUUGUCAGAAGAUCCAAUGUGGUGACUACAUAAUCAGGAAAAAGGUAAAAGAAACAAACAAAACAUAUCGUGAUACAUCCUAAUAAUAUUGUGAUAUAUGCUAAGGUCCAUAUCACCCAACCCUUGUAAAAAAAUAAAGUUGUCUACUUUGCGGAUUUACUGUAACCUAUUUUGGGAAACUCUCCUCUGCGAUAAACGAGGGAACACUGUAACAAGAAUAACAUAUUCACAGUCAAACACUUUUCGGUGAAUUAAUAGAUGACACCCCACUGCAGAAAAAAAUGCCCUUCAGAAUAAAAGCGCAAUCUUAAGACCUGCGAGCCACCAGUUGAGAAUCACUGCUUGAUCUAUUUUAAAAUAAUUGUGAUGCAUCACCUUUCACACAUUUUAUGUUUUGGUUGGAGCCUGCUUUGACAAUAAUUGCAAAUAUUCUGUUGUCUCAUUUAAUGCCUUCGUUUGUAUGGUGUAUUUCUAAUCAUCCUUGUCUUGCCAAACCGAGUGAAAUUAAAAAAAAAAACAGUGAUUACUCUAACUGCAUUAUUCUGUGAAGUUAAUUUGUUUACUGAGAUUGUUGGUGAUAAUUUUAUCGGUUCUAAAUAUUGUGAUGCCUUUGUAAGGUUAAUAAUGCUUUUUUUGUAAUUUGCCCUUUUGGGUCACAGCAGGUUUAUAAUAAGAGCAUGACAAUGCAAUGUUUAAGUUCUACUCUAUACGACUGUGCA